Molecule: messenger RNA, 1842 nt
Organism: Exaiptasia diaphana
Lineage: Eukaryota; Metazoa; Cnidaria; Anthozoa; Actiniaria; Aiptasiidae
Exons: 9
Coding region: 381-1190 (269 amino acids)
Biological process (GO): proteolysis
Molecular function (GO): cysteine-type peptidase activity
Source: RefSeq, a predicted model, not a curated record
AGGACGGCCUACCACUAAGAAGUAGUCCAGCAAAAAAGAAGCUGAAAGUAACGAGUGUUGAUUACCACCAGGUAUUCCACAAGAAGCUUCCCUUGAGAAGGAAACGGCCGAAAAAGAAAAAAGAGGUUGUCAAGAUCGACAUAAGUAGUGAUGAGGAAUUGCCUCAGUCGCAUGACGGUGGUGAGGAGGCUGACAAACCUGUCGCGGAGGACACCAAAGUAAAUUGUUCCGCUUCUGCCGAAGAUGAACAAAGGAAAUGCACAGCCCCCAAUGAUGAUGAAGACGACACAAGUGAAACGAACGAGGAAGACCGUCCGAAAGCCAAUCCAUCUACUAGGCUUUUGUAUUCUGGUCAAAUAGGUUUGACUCUCCCUGAUUACAUGUUAGACAUCGGCCCUGUACGUCUUUCAGUAUUUGACCUGCUGACUCUCAUUCCGCCACGUGGUGUUGAACAACUAGUCCAAAGUGGAUUCAAGGUUCCUUCCGAUUUAGAGAGGGGUUGGCUUUCAGAUACGGUCAUAGAAGCAUUCUUAUGGCAGCUUUGCUCAGAUCACAGAAACGUAUUUGCGGCUGACGCUUCUAUGUGCACAGUUGUCCAACUUAAUGCAAGUACCCGUAGACUUUGGCAUGGACAGAGUUUUACUGACAUCGAUAAGAUCAUUAUCCCUAUGAAUAAAAACGGGGGGCAUUGGACAAUGCUAGCUCUAGACAGGGUAGCAAAAGUUCGUUAUUACUUCGAUUCUUUGAAUAAAACUGGUGCACGACAAUUAAAGACCACCUCCCCUAAUGGUAUUGCUGGAUUAAUUCAAAAACUAAGUUCUACAGCUGAUAUCAAAACAGGCUGGAAGAGCACACAGUGGCCAUGUAUCCAGCCUUCACAUGUUACCCAGCUUGAUAGAUAUAACUGUGGAGUCUUUGUUUGCUUUUUUGCGCGUUGCAUCUCCGAGGGUGUCUCAAUUCCUGCACAGACCUGUGAUAUUGUUGCCGAACGCGAGAAACUCACUGCACAAAUAUUUGGAUUUUGUUAUGACGAUAUUGAACAGAGAAACACAGGAGUGUGUAAAGUUUGCAGAGACGACGAUGGUGAAGAUUGGUUAGGCUGUGAUGCGUGUGGCCAAUUUUUUCACGCAAGUUGUCUCGACGUCGAUUAUGUAGAAUGUUUGGCAAAGUUUUUUAGGUGUCCGUGUUAGCUACACAUCCCCUGCACAUUAUAACUUGAAUGAAAUAAAAGUAACUUGCAGACACACUUACCUCCUACACAGGGAAACCGCAUAAUGGAAAGCCAAUACAUCCGAUUCCCUCUAUAAUCUUCUUCAUUUUAUCCACCAACUACUCAGUAAUAUAUAAAGGCAACUAAAACUUUGAAUCAGAACACAUUGGCCGCAUUUCAGUGUUUUUUUUUUUAUUGUACAGUGCAAAUAGAACUAUAUUUUAAAUUCUCGUGACAUAAGUAGAUGAAUGUUGCGACACAUUUUGAUUGUUAAGAUCAUAAUUUACAUAGUUUAAAAAAGAAAAGUAAGAUCAAUAUAUUCUAUUCAAGAAAACUGUAGUGUAUUUCAAUUCAUAGAUGUAAAGCAUAAUUUCAAACGUUAUUUCGUCAAUACGAUCACAACUUGCGUGACACUGGUUAUCAGACCGGAAAUGAAUUCAACUAGUUCCCAGUACUCUCAAAUUUUGGGGGUCUCUCUCCGCCCGGGCUGUAGUCUCACCCAUACAGAUGAGGUGACGGUUUUGGCCGCCAUCUUGGACCGGUAGGCAUAGUAGGGAAGUAGAUGUCAAAGAAUUCUCGUUGAAUUCAAAUUCGGAAAAGUUAAUAUAAAAAUUAGGUAACACCUAAUAGCG